AUGAAUAUUUCUGCAGCACCCUCGCCUCUGCUGGCGCCGACGCCGCCAGACUUCUAUCAUUGUUCCCAAUUCUAUGCUCAGAAGGAUGUACCUGACUACGAUGACUGCGAGGUCGCCGUCGGCCUGCUGCCGUCCGGAAACGCGCAGAUUCCCUGGUAUCUCGAUCCUCAAAGAGGGGACCCCGAAAUGCUAUCGUACACCGCAACGCACGGAACGUGCGAACUACAGAUGCAGGUCGCCGGCCAGGGCGCCGACGGCAGCCGGCAGAAUUGGCUUUCGGGGAACUUCAUGCGACAGAUGGCACGCCUGGCCAUGGAGAAAUGCAUCAUAGCGCACAUCACGGGAGGGUAUGUGACAAGGGGCUUCGCGAAGCAGCUCAACUAUGUCACCUCGCCCGAGACCAAGUAUGAGGACGCGUUUCCUCCAAGUACGGCCUUCCUCACGAUGAUGAUACGUGACUCCGGUUCCGACGACGAUCGAUACAGUCCCGGGGAUCGGGACCCGUAUACAGGACAACGCCUUGUGGACGCGCUCGAAGCGGCGGUUUACAUGGCGGCGGCCGGGAGUCCGGCGAGGGAGAAUCUGCAACGGAAUCUCGACCACUGGUAUGAGACGGUGCGGAGGAUGGACGGCACCAGAGACUGGUGGCAAGAUGUUCCCCGAAGUAGUGGUAACCCCACUGGGGUUGGUUUGACGAUUUCGAUUGUGAACUCGACGUUCGCAUGUGGAAACGGGGCCGAAGGGAUUACACUGCCACCCAAGGCAUGCUUAUAG
Letharia lupina is the source of this 774-nucleotide messenger RNA. RefSeq lists its product as uncharacterized. The transcript is spliced from 3 exons. The coding region runs from base 1 to 774 and encodes 257 amino acids. NCBI's taxonomy places the organism in Eukaryota, Fungi, Ascomycota, Lecanoromycetes, Lecanorales, Parmeliaceae. The record is from RefSeq and is a predicted model, not a curated record.